AUGUCCCUGGCGGAGCGGCGGCGGCGGCGGGAGGAGGAGGAGGAGGAGGAGGAGGAAGAGGAGGGGGAAAGGGAAGCAGGGGCUGGGGCCGGUGCGGGGGAGGAGGUGGUGCAGAUCCGGCUGGGGGACAAGCGCUACCCGGUGUGCAAGAGGAAGCUGAUCGAGCAGAGCGACUAUUUCCGAGCGCUCUACCGCUCGGGAAUGCGGGAGGCAGGGCAGGGGCAGGAGGAGCAGCUGCUGCGCGGGGGGCUGAGCGCCCUGGGGCUGGAGCUGGUGCUGGACUUCAUCAACACGUCCUGCCUGGCCAGGCUGGAGCAGGAGGAGGGCGGCGAUGAGGAGCCCCCUUUGCUGGAGGAGCUGGUGGAGGCCGCUUCCUACCUGCAGGUCACGCCCCUGCUCCGCCUGCUCCUGUCCCAGGUGAGGUUGGGCAACUGCUUCGAGCUGCACCGCCUGGCGCAGGUCUACGGCCUGCAGGACUUGCACGACGCCUGCCUGGACUUCAUGGCCACCCACUACCACCAGGUGCUGCGGAGGCCCGACGCCCGGCCGCACCUGCUGCUGCCCCCCGCUCUCCGGCAGCAGCUGAGGGAGAGGCGGAUGAGGGGCACCGCCACCCUCGUGGUCAUCGGGGACUUCAUGAGCGCCUCCUCCCCGGGCCUGCCCCAGGGCCGUCACCCCCAGGUGGAACCCCCCUGGUCUAUGCUGAGGUACGACGAGGAGGCGCAGAGGUGGCUGCCCCUGGCCAACAACCUGCCCCCCGACCUGCUGAGCGUCCGAGGCUACGGGUCGGCGACGCUGGACAAUUACCUGUUCAUCGUCGGGGGCUACAGGAUCACCAGCCACGAGAUUUCGGCCGCCCACUGUUACAACCCUUGCCUAAACGAAUGGACUCAGCUGGCUUCGAUGAACCAGAAGAGGUCCAAUUUCAAGCUUCUGGCUGUGAGUGGGAAGCUCUAUGCCAUCGGUGGGCAGUCCCUUUCCAACGUGGAGUGCUACAACCCGGAGAACGACUGGUGGAAUUUCGUGGCAUCCAUGCCCAACCCUCUUGCAGAAUUCUCAGCCUGUGAAUGCAAGGGCAAGAUCUACGUUAUUGGAGGAUACACUACACGAGACAGGAACAUGAACAUUUUGCAGUACUGCCCCACCUCUGACUCCUGGACCAACUUUGAGCUGUGCGACGUCCAUGUCCGCAAGCAGCAGAUGCUCUCUGUGGAAGAAACUAUUUACCUGGUGGGGGGUUGCAUCCUCGAACUUGGACCAAACCAGAGACCCAGCCAGAGUGAGGACGUGCUGACUGUGCAGUCUUACAACACUGCUACCAAAGAAUGGCUCUACCUCAACGAGAACUCGUCCAAAUCCGGCCUCAACCUGACUUGCACUCUCCACAACGACGGAGUCUACAUACUGAACAGGAACAUUACUCUGUCCACGGGUUUGGAGCACCGUGCUUUCCUGAAGUACAACAUAUUUACGGACAGCUGGGAGUCACUGGGACGCUUUCCGGCCUUUGGACAGAACAUCCUGAUUUGUUCGAUGUAUUUGCCUAACGUGAGAGAAGUGUGACAGCAUCAGGGCUCUCUUUUCAGUUCCUUAAUCAUUCUUUGAGGAAAUGUUAUGGCCCCCUGAAUAAUUCCAUUCUCAGAGCGCAAUGUGGUUGCACAAUGUAGGCGUAAAAUACCCAAUUCUGUUCUUCAAAAAGGUUGCAAAGUUGGAUAUUGAGAGAAACGCUUCCAGAAACAGUUUCAAGAUUUCAAUUUAAAAAUUUUACUGGUUAGUUCUGAUUAAAAUUCACCAGGUAUGAAUUGCAAUUUAAACAUUGUGUUGGUAGCUGAUACCAGAAUUCCAAGGGCAAAACCGAUCAGUCUAAUUUUAUUCUCCAUCUUAAUAGACAGUGCAGAGCAUGAGCAAGAAGUUUAUAUUUUAAACGUGGAAAUAUAUAUUUUAAAAGUGGAAACAAUUCAAUAAAGUAAAUGAUAAGUAUAAUCAAAAGCAAUGGAAAUUAUUUCUUUUAAAAUACCCCUUUUUACUCAAGCUGUGUUUUGUCAGAUGCACAGUGUUUGAAAUUGUUUAUGCUACCACAUUUUUAUCAGGGUCCCAUGAAGAAGUAAGAACUUCCUCGGAAUUAUUUGUGAUGAAAUGCUUUGCCAGGGACUGGAAGGAGUGGCCUAGAGAGGCUCGAGGUUGCUGGCUGGAUAGUGGAUGCUCCUUUAAUGGAAGUUGGCAGCAUUUAUUGCUACCAUUAAGGGAGAGGUAAAAAGGCAGUAGAGCUCCCACAAAGUCACCCUCUGGGAGCUUCACCCUUUUCCUGCCUAUUGCCUGAGAGAAUUACAGUCAGUCAUGACUGGCCCAUUUUCUUUUUGUAGCUGAGAAGUGCAUGAAUGUCUUCUGAAGGUGCUUGCCCAGGUAUGGAAUGUGUGUCCUCACAGCAAGGAGAGGAAAGAGAUCUGGGUCGCCAUGGGAAGAGCUGACCACGUUGGACGUGUGCUGAACACACUGCAGGGAUUGCUGCUUCUGCUCCAGCUGCUUCUCCACGUGAUCAGAUGAUACUUAAUGCACCUGAACAUGUUCCUGAUCAUAGAAUCAUAGACAUCCAACAGUACUGCUGUAGUAAUCUAAAUACACUGCAUUACUACAGGAUGAAAUAAAUAGAACUUUAAAAAAAAAAUUCAUUACAUGAAAGUAUGCAAUGUGUGUGGCCCUGUAGCUCAGGAAAGAAGCCAAGCCCUGCAAUGACUGUCUCAUGCCCUGUUCAUUUUCUUUCUAUAAAUUAUAUAUUUCACAUAGGGCCAUGCUGGGCCUAUGUGAAAUAUGCCCCAUGCCUCUCCUUUGGGGCAAGGAGAACGGUUUGAGAGACAUAAAUAGAGAAUAAUAAAAAAUCCUGCUCU
Myiozetetes cayanensis is the source of this 2885-nucleotide messenger RNA. RefSeq names its product kelch like family member 42 (gene KLHL42). Gene Ontology annotation, molecular function: protein binding. NCBI's taxonomy places the organism in Eukaryota, Metazoa, Chordata, Aves, Passeriformes, Tyrannidae. The record is from RefSeq and is a predicted model, not a curated record. The transcript is spliced from 3 exons. The coding region runs from base 1 to 1563 and encodes 520 amino acids.